This is a messenger RNA of Aspergillus mulundensis, 789 nucleotides long. RefSeq lists its product as uncharacterized. NCBI's taxonomy places the organism in Eukaryota, Fungi, Ascomycota, Eurotiomycetes, Eurotiales, Aspergillaceae. The transcript is spliced from 3 exons. Bases 1 to 789 code for a protein of 262 amino acids. The record is from RefSeq and is a predicted model, not a curated record.
AUGGCCAUGGCUGCUGCGGUGACUAUCAAGACAGGUAGAUUUUCAUUAUAUGCAUACCAGAGGCUCUCUAAAGCCCUAUUAUCGUCAUUCCUCCCCCCUCCCCCCUCCGCGCGCUGCGUGCGGGGAGAGGGGCGUUCUUUUUCCCCCAACACAACUCAAAACAAACACCAAGUUUAUCGCUAUUCUCGCGAUCCACCACCUGGAUGCGCCGCGGAGCCCGGGAAAAUCGGCGCGGAUUCUGGGACGAAUUGCAGGACGGCUACGAAGCGAAGAUUCCAGGAAGUCAAGGGCAUAGACGAGUCGACAGACGAGUACGAGUCGGAACCAGAUUCGCCGCGGAGCCAAUCGACCCAAAAGCCGUGGAUCGCCGAAGAGAAGUAUGCAUAUUACGAGGACGAUGGCGAAUCGGUCCUGGGGUCAGAAAGCGACGGUGACAACGGAAACAACGGCGACGACAGCGACGAGAGAAUGGCACGAUCCAACAAGCGAUUCGAAAAUCCGGCAGUAAGCAAGUCUCCGUUUUACAUGGAGAGCGAUGGAGGCAAAGCUCCUCAUUUCCGCAAGGAAUUUGGCAAACUAAUCGCCGAAUUGAACAGGGCGAUUUUCGCCUUACCAGGGGCUAAUGGCAACUCGGGGGCAAAGAACCUGGACGCUUUUAAGAACCGCGACGAAGCGGAAUUUGAUUCGACAAGCACAGAUGCGUACCCUACCACCGUACAGACUCUCUGUGGCAUGCCCAAGAUGUUGGACAGCGACGAAUUUGCCGAAUUCCUCCCCCGUCUCCCAUAA